UCUCGCUCGUGGCCUGGCAGAACCGUCGCGGGAGGAUGUGAGGGUAGAGUCAGUGGGGAAGGCAAGCCAUGGAGCUCCUGAUUGUAAAGUCGAGCUGAUCGGUUGUCGGCCGCGCGGUCCGACGGAAAUCCACAUGGGACGCUUUCCCCGCGGAGGCAAGCGACGACCCCGCGAUUUAACCAUCCGUCCCUGUUCCCCCUCGACUCUUCCUCUCCCCCGCUCGCGUCCGCUGAAGCGAAAACACGACCGCAGUCUGCACUGUUGGCGUUGUUUGCAACUGUCUCUGAUCGGCCUCUCGUCCUGAGAACCAGCACUUGCUCCAUCAAGCAUGUCCCGAGAUCUUCCGACCGCCGCUGCCGACAUGGGUGUGUCCGCGCACCUGCUGGCCGUACCAGAGACAGAGUUGAAGCGUUGGAGGCGCAUAUUCGACGCUCACGCAAAGACGGUCGAUGGCGUCAAGUAUUUGGACACGGAAAGCUUCGUGAAGGCCAUUGCACCUCAGGGAGAUCUUGCGGGGACGAAGCUCGGGAGUGCACAGUAUGCACUUCUAUUUCGCGUAGCGGAUUCGAACCGGCGCGGCCUUGUAUCAUGGGAGGACUUCACGGUGUUCGAGACCUUGCUGAAGCGACCUGAUGCGGACUACUGGAUUGCCUUCCAAUACUUUGACGUCGACCAGUCCGGUACCAUCUCCUUCGACGAGUUCAAGAACGUCUUCAGCGCGAACAUUGGACGUGACGCGAUACCCUUCGAUUUCAAUUCGGACUGGGUCAGGCUUUACCUUGGCAAGCGCAACAACCAGCACGUCCUUGGAUACGAUGAAUUCUCGCAGUUGAUGAAGGGUCUCCAGAAAGAGCGUGUGCGGCAAGCGUUCCGCUACCUCGACUCGGACCAGGAUGGGUUCAUCAGCCCAGAAGAGUUCAAGAAAAUCAUCCUGGAAGUAUCAGGUCAUAAAUUAUCGGAUUCGGUCAUAGAACGUUUGCCUACUCUCUGCACGUUGACUCCCGGUCAGCGAGUAUCAUACGCUCAGGUCGUCGCAUUCCACAACGUCAUUCGGGAGAUGGACAUGGUAGAAAGGAUCAUUCGGGAAUCGACACAGGAGAGUAAGGAUGGCCGGAUAUCCCAGUCCGACUUCCUCGACUACGCGGCAAGACACUCGCGCUAUUCACUCUUUACGCCCAUGGAAGCAUCUAUCAUCUUCCACUUUGCGAGCCGGGGCAACCAGGACUCGCGGCUCGCGCUUUUGGAUUUCGCACAGCUUCUUGAUCCAAGGUGGACUCCGCCACAUGAGCCGCAGCAUGACGAGAAACGGAGCAAAGUCCAGACGAUCUUGCACGAUACUCUCCACUCCGCCUAUAACUUCGUCCUCGGGGGUAUUGCGGGAGGCUUCGGUGCAACUAUUGUGUAUCCUAUAGAUUUGGGUAAAAUGCAGAACCAACGGACGACUGUUGUCGGCCAGAUACUCUACAACAACAGUAUAGAUUGCGUCAAGAAAAUUCUGAAGAACGAGGGUUUCCUUGGCUUUUACCGUGGUCUUGCACCUCAGCUUGUUGGAGUUGCGCCGGAGAAAGCGAUCAAGCUCACCGUGAACGAUCUCGUUCGCGGCAAGGCUAUGGAUCCUGAGACUGGCCGUAUCAAGCUUGGUUGGGAGCUUGUCGCCGGUGGUAUGGCCGGUGGAUGCCAGGUCGUCUUCACGAACCCCUUGGAAAUUGUCAAGAUUCGCCUACAGAUACAGGGCGAGCAUGCCAAGGUCCACGGCGCUACACCGAAGGGUGCUGGGCUGAUCAUCCGCGAACUUGGUCUGCUCGGCUUGUACAAAGGCGCGAGCGCAUGCCUACUGCGCGACAUUCCGUUCUCGGCUAUCUACUUCCCUGCGUACGCCCAUUUGAAGAAGGACGUCUUCCACGAGGGCUACAACGGCAAGCAGCUAUCCUUCCUGGAAACCUUGUCAGCGGCGGCUAUCGCCGGUAUGCCUGCGGCCUACUUCACGACACCGGCCGACGUCGUUAAGACCCGUCUGCAGGCUGAGGCUAAGAAGGGUGACACUCAUUACAAGGGCAUGAAGGACGCCUUCUCCAAGAUCUAUAAGGAGGAGGGAUUCCGAGCCUUCUUCAAGGGUGGUCCCGCUCGUGUCCUCCGCAGUAGCCCUCAAUUCGGCUUCACGUUGCUGGGUGCGUCACACCUACCCUACGAGACCCUUGGCAAACACUUCCCGGUACGCUUCGCUGAACUUAUGCUAUCGUCUUCAUACUCACGCUAUGAACAGUACCCUUGGGCAAACAAGCCGGCGACGGUGGAGACGGCGCUCACGUCGCAUGGCCUCGACGACAUGUCCCAGAUUCGCGCCAGGUCCGCUCUUAGGAUUCUCUUGGAUGUACAUGGAGAUUUCGGGCGCAAAGCGUCGGGCUCUGGUUCGGCAUAGGUGCUACAUACCACCCUUGAUGCGGCGCCGCGGGAGAGGAUCGUACUUGUAUACGCAACAUGUAUGGCUCUGUUCUCAUAGGCAGAGUAUUCCCGUUGCGCGUGUUGUUUUAUAUACCAAUGCUCAUAGGCGUUUCGCGGACUACGACGGCCCAUUCGUUACAAAAAUACAGAUGUUCGGCAAGC
Messenger RNA from Schizophyllum commune H4-8, 2604 nucleotides. RefSeq names its product mitochondrial carrier. The coding region runs from base 329 to 2419 and encodes 696 amino acids. The transcript has 15 exons. Gene Ontology annotation, biological process: aspartate transmembrane transport; L-glutamate transmembrane transport; malate-aspartate shuttle. Gene Ontology annotation, molecular function: calcium ion binding; L-aspartate transmembrane transporter activity; L-glutamate transmembrane transporter activity. Lineage: Eukaryota; Fungi; Basidiomycota; Agaricomycetes; Agaricales; Schizophyllaceae. The record is from RefSeq and is a predicted model, not a curated record.